ACGGGAUUCGCAUCUUCUUCAGCCCCUCGGGCAGGCGCGCUGAGAAGUCAGAUUGUGACAGUUUCAGGCCUUUCUCACUUUUGUCCCUAUCUCUGCUGCCCUUACCACGCCAUCCGUACCAUCAACAUUACUCGGGGCGAAAAAACGCGUACCGAUCGCACCGAAAUUGGCAACCUGCGCUCGACGAUUUGACAAACACAGUGCGCGCACACCCACCAAACAAACCCCCGGACCUGUUUCUCGAGGGCCGAGUCUGCUCGAGUCGAGGGCAGCGCGCGGAGAGGAGCGAUGGCCGACCUAGGGCUCCCGCACAACCAGCUCACAACAAUUCUGAAUGCGCUCGCGUCCAUCGAUCGCCGCCUCGGGCGCAUUGAAGCAGCCUUGAAAAUACCCAGCUUCAGCAACGCGAACCCCGCUGUCUCGGUUCCUCUCGCGUCCCCCUCCCCCGCCAACCCCGCGACCACAGCUCAGGCGGGGCACAUCGCGCCCGCCCCACCACCACCUCCUCCACCAGCACAGGCAUUGGCUAGUACUGCGCAUGGGCAUCACCAACACCAACACCAACACCAGCAACACGGUCAACACCCCGCGGCAGGUGUAUUAAUCCUAAACAACCACCUUAACAACCCCUCCCCCAACCCCGCAACCAAUCCCAACCUGCCCGGGCCCCACCUCGCCAACCCCCUAAACACAACCGACACCACAACCACCACCCACCCCAACCCCACCUUCACCCCCCUGGAACCGCCACCACAAGGGUACACCAUCUCCUCGCGGGCCGCGAUGCAGGACGAGCUGGACCAGUGGACGCUGCCGCGGGGGUACAGCAUGCGGAUCGCGGGGGCCAAGGUGACGGGGAAGCGCAAGGUGCGGUGGGUGUGUUUCCGGGGCGGGGAGGCGCGGCACCACCGGGCCCCCGUGGACGAGGCGGUGGUGCGGCAGGCCAAGGCGGAGGGGCGGCGCAAGCCGACGACGGACCGCGCCAGCAAGAAGUGCGGCUGCCUGUUCAAGUUCGAGGUCAUCGAGACCGUCAAGGACAGCGACGUCUGGGUGCUGCACUACCCCAACGAGGAGCACAAGGUCCAUAACCAUGGCCCCUCUGACACCACGAGUGAUCCCCGUGCCCGCAAGCUGCCGGGGUACAUGUCGGCUGAGGUGGAUCGGUGGUUGAGGGAUGGCUGGCUGGUGAGUAAGAUUCAGGAGGAGCUGCGCGGGAGGGGGUUUACGAAUGUGCUAAAUACGGAUUUGUACAAUCGGAAGCGGUUGUUGAAAAAAGAUGGCGGUCCGGGGGAGGAGGGGGGUUGAGUUGUUUUGGUAUGACAGCAGGACUGCAUUUGAAACGGCGGGA
This is a messenger RNA of Chaetomium fimeti, 1348 nucleotides long. RefSeq lists its product as uncharacterized. The coding region runs from base 289 to 1305 and encodes 338 amino acids. The transcript has a single exon. The record is from RefSeq and is a predicted model, not a curated record. Lineage: Eukaryota; Fungi; Ascomycota; Sordariomycetes; Sordariales; Chaetomiaceae.